CCCACGCUCAAAACACAAUAUACUGUAUUGGGUUUUCUAGUCAUCCUUUUUAAAACAAAGGCAAUGCCAUGGCUGCAAUUCACUAAUACACAUGUUUGGACAUUACAUUGUGUUAUAUUCACAAGUCCUUUUUGCAGUAAAAUCGAUAUUAAAGUGAACAUCGCGUCCGCGUUUCUCAUUGGAGGCUGAUGGAGAGGGACGGUACUAAAAGAGCCACUCAGCAGCGCCGCGCACUACGAUCCUCUGAUUUGCAUCUCGCCUCCUAUAAAAGGAGCUCAACGCGCGAGCGACAUCCACAUUCGCUUCCCGUCUGUUCUGACCUGAAGCUGCUGCCUACGACGCGUCGACAUGCCCGAUCCUCCCGCAUCAAAGAGCGCUGGGCCGGCCAAGGUUCCUGCUCCCAAGAAGGGCUCCAAGAAGGCUGUGACCAAGGCUACGCGCAAGGAUGGCAAGAAGCGACGCCACCGCAGGAAGGAGAGCUACGCCAUUUACAUCUACAAGGUGAUGAAGCAGGUGCACCCCGAUACCGGCAUCUCGUCCAAGGCAAUGAGCAUCAUGAACUCGUUCGUCAACGACAUCUUCGAGCGCAUCGCUUCCGAGGCGUCCCGCCUGGCGCACUACAACAAGCGCUCCACCAUCACUUCUCGGGAGAUCCAGACCGCAGUGCGACUGCUGCUCCCCGGCGAGCUGGCCAAGCACGCCGUGUCGGAGGGCACCAAGGCCGUCACCAAGUACACAAGCUCCAAGUGAAGCCUCGACUCCACCAUUAAUUACAAAGGCUCUUUUCAGAGCCACCCACCUCUCCGAACCUGCUUGUACCAGUCCUAGCAGGAGUACUAAACGAAACUUCCAACAAAGCCCCGGUUCACGCGGGGACAUUGUUCGCUCAUUGAGUGGAAUGGAGAGAUGGAACGCAUUUUAACCUGUUUCCACGUGAAUAAAAGCGAUAACAAUAUUCAUGGCACAUCAUAUUCACCAGCAGGCAUUUCUUGGACUUGUUUGUCCAUUGAUUUCAUCUGCAGCCCAUUCAGAUAUUACAUUGGAUAUUUGGUGCCAAAACCUUGCAAUGCAAUAUAUUUAAUUCGUGGUUGUAUUUUCGGGCAGGAACUAACAUUUUGCACGUGUACAUCUAUGUAAAAGUAAGCGCCUAGCAUGGAUGACUCGUGCAGUAUAAUUGAUGAUCAUCAUCUCAAUGCCAAGAGAAUAGAUAUCUAUCCCUGUGAUCACCUCUUUCCGACAAUUUUACGUAUUAACUUUGGAGCUUUCGUGACUGCAGGAAUUAUUCUUUGGUUCUUUCGGUAAAGUCACGUAUAUAAAAA
Molecule: messenger RNA, 1319 nt
Organism: Lethenteron reissneri (Far Eastern brook lamprey)
Lineage: Eukaryota; Metazoa; Chordata; Hyperoartia; Petromyzontiformes; Petromyzontidae
Product: histone H2B type 3-B-like
Cellular component (GO): nucleosome
Molecular function (GO): protein heterodimerization activity; DNA binding; structural constituent of chromatin
Source: RefSeq, a predicted model, not a curated record